Andrographis paniculata is the source of this 912-nucleotide messenger RNA. RefSeq names its product (+)-neomenthol dehydrogenase. The transcript is spliced from 4 exons. The coding region runs from base 1 to 912 and encodes 303 amino acids. Gene Ontology annotation, cellular component: membrane. NCBI's taxonomy places the organism in Eukaryota, Viridiplantae, Streptophyta, Magnoliopsida, Lamiales, Acanthaceae. The record is from RefSeq and is a predicted model, not a curated record.
AUGAAGAAGCAAGGUGCAGAGGAGGAUAUCGUGAAUGUGGUCUCCCCUAAUUGUUAUCCCAUAAAAAGGAGGUGGUGGACAAAGGAGACGGUGGCCGUUGUCACCGGUGCCAACAAGGGCAUUGGGUUCGCCCUUGUGAGGCACCUCGCCGGGUUCGGGCUCAACGUGGUCCUAACUGCUCGGAGCCCGGCCCGGGGCCUCCAGGCCGUCCGCUCCUUGAGAAGGGAAGGGCUGCAUUGUCAUUUCCAUCCCCUCGACGUCUCCGACCCCAACUCAAUCCAACAUUUUGCCUUGUGGUUCCGACGAACUUUUGGUGUACUUGAUAUUCUCAUAAACAAUGCCGGUGUAUCCUUCAAUGGAAUACAAGAAAACUCGGUCGAGCAAGCUGAGACUGUUCUUCAAACGAAUUUUUACGGACCUAAGAUUCUGACGGAAGCCCUCUUGCCAAUUUUUCGUCGCUCAUCCAACAAAGCUCGGAUUUUUAAUAUCAGCUCAAGGCUUGGAUCGAUAAAUAAGCUGAAGAAUCCGGAAUUAAAAGAAAAGCUCCUUGAUGAAGAUGGUGAGCUAUCGGAGAAGCAUAUAGAGAGUAUGUCGAGGUCAUUUCUAGAGAGUGUGAAGAAUGGGACAUGGAGAAGCCAUGGAUGGCCCAAAGUGUGGACUGAUUAUGCAGUUUCGAAAUUAGCCCUAAAUGCAUAUUCUAGGGUUUUGUCGAAACGUUACAAAGCACAUGGCCUAAGUGUGAAUUGCUUUUGCCCUGGCUUCACUCAGACCGCCAUGACAGGCGGCGUUGGUACGCAUACGGCUGAUGCCGUGGCCGAGGUUGGCGCACGUCUCGUGUUGCUUCCGCCGGAUGAUCUUGCCACCGGAAAGUUUUACUUGUUUGGAUCGAGUUAUAAUUCUUCGAAGUUGUAG